GUCCAACAAAAGUUCUUAGAAUGCAAAGAAGACACAUGCGCUGUUCUUGAAGAUGAAAUAGAAAACAGAAUAGAUGAGCUAUUAAAGGACAAAGAACUUUUACAUAAAUAUGGUUCUGAGAAAUUUGACGUCUCACCACCAGAAAAGAAGAAGAAAGAAAAGAAAGAGAAAAAAGAAGAAGAGAAGAAAGAACCUGAACCAGUUCCAGAGAAAAAGAAAUUUGACAUGUAA
Messenger RNA from Trichomonas vaginalis G3, 231 nucleotides. RefSeq lists its product as uncharacterized. The record is from RefSeq and is a predicted model, not a curated record. The transcript has a single exon. The annotation marks the transcript as partial. Lineage: Eukaryota; Parabasalia; Trichomonadida; Trichomonadidae.